Molecule: messenger RNA, 1597 nt
Organism: Chara braunii
Lineage: Eukaryota; Viridiplantae; Streptophyta; Charophyceae; Charales; Characeae
Source: the annotation of a GenBank genome assembly
GAGCGGAGAAAAGGGGCCACCUUCUCAACGGACGUCUUUGGGACCAUCGUCCGGUGCGGGAGGACGAGACAGACGGCAGCGGAACGACGGGCUAUGGAGGGCGACGCUGCGGCUAGACGUGAUGCGCUGAGUCAUGGUGAGCUGCAGGCUGUGGCGGCGGCUGUGUCGACGAUCGUUCUUCGAUGUCAGCAGGAGAGGGCGCUGGGGCGACUGAAGGAGCAUUUGCGCGCGCGUAGACGGAGGACAUUGAUGCAAGAUCCGCACGAUGGUGCCGAGUUCGUGGCGACGUCGGAAGCUGUUGUUCAGCUGUGCUAUGCGUUGGGCUGCGGAGUGAUACCCCGCGCGACGCCGCGGUGCUGGGUGAAGCGCAGGACAGGAGGAACGUGGGAAGACCUUAGGCUAUGCGACGACGCGACUGACGACUACUUCCGCGAUAAGCUGCGAAUGUCGCCGCGAGUGUUCCGGGAGAUCGCAGAGGCUUGUGCGCCUCAUCUUCAGCGGCAGGUGACGUUCUACAGGGAGCCUUUGCAGCCGGACCAGAUUGUGGCGUACGCACUGUACAGGUGGGCUUCACGUGAGACAUAUGAGAGCAGCACGUGCAACUUCGGGAUCGGACGAGCUUCUGGGCUGAUUGCCAUCCACGACGUGACUGCCGCGCUGCUGAGGGUGUUCGGCGAUAAGAUAGCGUGGCCGACGGGAGUUCGUCGUUGUCGACUUGGACUUGCGUGUGCUGGACGUGCACAUGGGAUACCCGGUAGCUGCCACGACAUCAGGGUGCUGCAGUUGUCCAGUCUGUCGCUACGCGCGGAGGAGGGGUCGUUGUUCCGCGGGCCCCCCGUCACAUUGCCGUUCGGUGUGAAGACGAACGGUUACCUUCUGGCGGACAAUGGGUACCCCCCUGCCGAAUGGAUGGUCGUCCCGUACGGCAGUAUCAAUCAGAGCGUCGAGCAGGAGCGGUUUGACAACAAGCAGAAGGUGGCAAGGAGAGCGGUGGAGAGGGCGUUCAUCAGGCUGAAGGGCAUGUGGUGGCUGUUUCUCCGAACACACAAGACAAACCUUGAGACGCUCCCGCAACAGUUCACCGCCGUCUGCAUACUGCACAACUUACUGAUCGACGCGGGGAUCCCCUUCGACGAGAAUCUGUUGUGGGAGGUCGACGGUAAUGGUGUGCGACGACGAAUGGACCUGGGGAUCGACGAGCCCCUCCAGCCUGUGUCCAUGUUGACGUCGACCUGCGAAGCCUUGGCCCUGAGGCAUGCUAUGGCGGAACGAAUGAAACACGAAUGAGUCGUGUAUCAUUCAUGGACGACAGCACAUGAAGAUGGCUUAAUUGCAACAAUGGGCGGACACCAGAUUGGUCUUUCUGUCCUCCCUUGAUUGGGUCGCUGUCGUCUGUACCUCGACGGGGUUGGUGGUUUUUGUGGAGGGUCGUUAUUCGGAUGGUGGAAGGCAGCGCAUGGAAGUGCGAUCUUGGUGCAAUGACCGGAGGGCAGAAUCGCGGUCUCGUCGGCCAUCGGGUUGGUUGCUAGCACUGUUAGGCGUCGUGGUCGGCGGUUUACGUCGACGAUUGUGUUUGGUUAGCCUUUGCAAUACACGG